AUGUUGGGCUGCAUCUUCAAAAUUGAUCAGCUCGAAUUUAGUAAAUCUGGGCAGUGUUGGAUCGCAGAUCUUAGUCUUUGUAGCAAAGAUAAUUAUGAACUGAAAGAUUUAAUGAAACAAACAAAAUCUGAUAUAGGCGAUGAUAUUACCUCACUUGGCUGUUUACUUAACCGACGCGGUGAUCAUGAACAAGCGAUGAAUUAUUACCUACAACUACUGUCAGAACCGUCUACAGAGCAAUUAGAUAGAGCUCGAUGCUACUAUGGACUGGGAGCUGCAGCAACUGCUCUCGGUCAGUAUGAUCAAGCAUUAGAAUAUCAUUUCAAGGAACUCGAGAUUCAUGAGAAAAGAAGUAAUCGACGCAACACUGCUCUAACUCACAUGGUAAUGGGUCAAAUUUAUUGGAAGAAAGGAGAUCUCGACACAGCUCUAGCAUAUGAAGAGAAAGCUUACCCGAUACUGCGCUUAUUUGCUGAUCCACAGCUUUCUAACGUUCAUCUAACGAUGGGUAACAUUUACAGAGGAAAAAACGAACCAAAAUUAGCUAUUCAACAUUAUGAAACAGCGCUCGAGCUCAACCGACAACAACGACUUCCUGCUGAUCAUGAAAAUUUUGGUAUUAUUUACACAAACAUGGGAUUGGCCUAUAGUCGCAAUCAAAAGCCUAAGAAGGCUCUCGAAUAUUGUCUUAAAGCCAAAGAAAUUCUGUUAAAAUCAUUGCCACCGACCAACUCGAGGAUUUCAGAAAUAGAAGGAUAUAUUCGUUGUAUAAGAGAACAGAUUGAACAGAAUACAAAAUCUUGA
Messenger RNA from Adineta steineri, 804 nucleotides. NCBI's taxonomy places the organism in Eukaryota, Metazoa, Rotifera, Eurotatoria, Adinetida, Adinetidae. The record is from the annotation of a GenBank genome assembly.